GAUCCUGCUGACGGUGGUGGUGAUUUUCCGCAUCCUGAUCGUGGCCAUCGUGGGCGAGACCGUUUACGAGGACGAGCAGACCAUGUUCAUGUGCAACACCCUCCAGCCCGGCUGUAACCAGGCCUGCUACGACCGCGCCUUCCCCAUCUCGCACAUCCGCUACUGGGUGUUCCAGAUCAUCCUGGUCUGCACCCCCAGCCUCUGCUUCAUCACCUACUCCGUGCAUCAGGCGGCCAAACAGCGCGAGCGACGCUGUUCCUUCCUACAGCCGCUGCUGGACGCGCGCCGCGCCGGCACAGCCGGAACAGCCGGAACCGCCGGCGGUGCCGCCGAGGGCGAGGUGACGGCGCGGCCGCCGCGCAGCGCCAAGGCCAAGAGGCAGGAGGGGAUCUCCAGGUUUUACGUGAUCCAGGUGGUGUUCCGGAACGCUCUGGAGAUCGGAUUCCUGGGCGGGCAGUACUUCCUGUACGGAUUCCGCGUGCCGGCCAUCUUCGAGUGCGACCGCUACCCGUGUGUCAAGGAGGUGGAGUGCUACGUGUCGCGGCCCACCGAGAAGAGCGUCUUCCUCGUCUUCAUGUUCGCCGUCUCCGGCGUCUGCGUCCUGCUCAACCUGGCCGAGCUCAACCACCUGGGCUGGCGCAAGGUGCGCGCCGCCGUGCGCGGGGCCCGGGCGCGCCGCAAAUCCCUGGGGGAGGCGCGCAGGAAGGAGCCGGCGGCGCCCGCGCCCGCCAUGGGCAGGACGCAGUCCAGCGAGUCGGCCUACGUGUGA
Molecule: messenger RNA, 769 nt
Organism: Pseudopodoces humilis (Tibetan ground-tit)
Lineage: Eukaryota; Metazoa; Chordata; Aves; Passeriformes; Paridae
Source: RefSeq, a predicted model, not a curated record